This is a messenger RNA of Danaus plexippus (monarch butterfly), 2020 nucleotides long. Its product is annotated as putative carbonic anhydrase 3. The transcript is spliced from 7 exons. The record is from RefSeq and is a predicted model, not a curated record. Lineage: Eukaryota; Metazoa; Arthropoda; Insecta; Lepidoptera; Nymphalidae. Gene Ontology annotation, cellular component: cytoplasm. Gene Ontology annotation, molecular function: zinc ion binding; carbonate dehydratase activity. Bases 158 to 1144 code for a protein of 328 amino acids.
UCUCACAGUACUACAGACGCGUCGCCCGCACAACGUUCGCUUGCGGAUCAAAUAUGCGCUUAACAUUUAUAGAAUUUAUUAGUGGAUGCAUUGUUUAGAAAUCCGGUAGCGAAUUAGUUGCAUUUAUUAAAUAAAACAGUGUUAUGGUCGUGGAAUAAUGUGCGUCCUACUAUCAGGUGUUUUAAUUUACACGCUUAUGCAAGUGUCCACAAUACAUGGAGAAGAUUUCGGCUAUGAUGGAGUUAUUGGUCCCAAAUAUUGGGGUGAAACAUAUCGGGAAUGUCGAGGCAAACACCAGAGUCCUAUAAAUAUUAAUAUUCUGCGUGUAAAGCAGGUUGCUUUACCAGAUAUAGUGUUUAUAGGAUUCGACGAUCCCAUAGACGAUGUUCACGUAACGAACAAUGGACACACGGUUUUGAUAGAAGUGGAGAACGAACCACAUCCACGAGUCAGUGGCGGACCCCUGGACGGUAACUAUGUGUUCAGUCAAAUGCAUUUCCACUGGGGAGAUAACGAUACCCUCGGAUCAGAAGAUAAAAUUAAUCAUCGAAGUUUUCCUAUGGAAUUGCAUAUGGUGUUCUAUAAAGAGGUAUAUAAAUCGGUUAAGGAAGCCGUUAAACACCCGGAUGGCCUAACAGUUCUUGCGUUCUUCUAUGAGCUCGAUCGUCACAACCAUCCCGCCUACGAUGAUAUAACCUCAGCGUUAACAAACGUCACCGACCCACAUUCAACAGUAGUAAUGAGCCAGCCGUUCUCUUUCCUCAACAUCCUCCCUCUAGAUUUAAGACGAUAUUUCACGUACAAGGGCUCAUUGACCACACCACCGUGUUCUGAGGUGGUUAUAUGGCUGGAUUUCGAACAACCCGUCAGAUUGGCCCAUGAACAGAUCGAAAUCUUCAGAGAACUUCGGUCGGCCAAUGGGAAGAUCAGGCACAAUUUCAGGCCAAUACAGCCUAUAGGCGAUAGGACGGUGUUCUAUAAUGUAGACAAUAAUUAUUUCACAUACAACGAAAUUGACGAUCCUGACACUGAAAAAACAAAGCCAAAACAGAAGAAAAGCGGACACAACAGCGGCGGUAACAUACAACUAAAUAUGAUUUACUUAUUUAGUGUGUUACCAAUCUUAGUAAAAAAUCACUACUGAAUGUAUAAUACUGUUUUGUAUAAAGUAUGUAGAUAAAGAAGAUAAUGAAAAUGUAAUUCAUAUUCAAUAGACAAUGUUCAGUCAAAAAACUGCACUUUUGGUACUGUAAAGAGUUUGCGCAUUUCAUAUUUAGAAAAUAAAUUGAUAAAUCAAUAAGUAUCAACAGUAAAUAAUAUGUUUAGUUAUUGUAUGUGAUGUUUGUAGUUUUGUGACAUAGUUAAAGCAUAACAAGAUGUCUGCAAUGUUUGUAAAAACGAGAAGAUUAUUAGGAAUUUGGUUUAAAGAUGACGGUCACACAAAGUGUGGUAAUAUAUGUAUUUUUAAUACUAACUCAUUAUUAUCUAAAUUACUUGUCUGUGAUAAACUAAAGAUAAAAUUUUCUAUUUAUAAAAAUAUAUAAAAUCUCAAAUGAUAAUUUGUUUGAAAGAAUAUAAUGCGAUAUUGAUGAAAUAAAAUUAACAUUUAUUCUUAAUAUUUAAUAAAACAUGCGAUUCUAAAAUGCUUCAAUCAUCUUCGGUAGACUUAUUAGCAUUCAAACUAACUAGUGCACUCAAAUUCUCUUCAUUGCCUUCCUUAAGUCUCUCCCAUAUUAAUUCGGCGAUAGCUUUCUGUGUUCGUCUUUCAAGUUUCUCCAACUUCUUUGCUACAUCUCUCUUCAAAUCCCAGUCCGGCUUCCUAGGAGCUAGACUGGAUAUAUCCAAGUCCUGAAGUACCACCUGGAAAUUAUAAAUUUAAUUAAAAAAUUUAUUUAUAUAAGUAUAGCAUGUAAGGUACAGCUUAAAGCUUAAUUAACUUAGGUAUUUAUAUUAGGUAGCUAUAGCUUUACAGAGUAAUGAUUUUACCGUCAAUGAAUUAGAAUAAAUGUAUUGUUUUAGA